Sardina pilchardus (European sardine) is the source of this 2028-nucleotide messenger RNA. RefSeq names its product tropomyosin 3 (gene tpm3). Lineage: Eukaryota; Metazoa; Chordata; Actinopteri; Clupeiformes; Clupeidae. The record is from RefSeq and is a predicted model, not a curated record. Gene Ontology annotation, molecular function: actin filament binding. Gene Ontology annotation, biological process: actin filament organization; muscle contraction. Gene Ontology annotation, cellular component: actin filament. The transcript has 8 exons. The coding region runs from base 526 to 1272 and encodes 248 amino acids.
GGCAAAGAAUGAAAUGAGACGAUAGAAAGGGAGUGGAGUCGACUGCACUGCCACAGCACGAGCUACCGGUUUACUCAUUUAUUUUGAAUGAAAGACAGUUGCGUCGCAACGUGGUUUCGAUCUAAGUAGACGGGACUUUCACAACGGAAGCGAAUAAAUAAAAAACGCUUGCCACGUCUGAGGGAAAACAAGCGCUUCUCCAACUUUAGGUGCUCCCUGGCUAACACCAGCGGUCAAACUAUUUAAUUUUUCCUGAGUUUACCGUUGAAGUUGAGUUUGUCAUUUCCUAACUUUAGAUUAGUUCGUCUGACAAUCCUACUUCACGGAAUUGCACGAGGGGAAGAGCGUUUUGGAUAAAACAGCCAUCCGAUAGCCUACUCGCAUCACUGUCUGCGUUUGACUUGUUGGCGGGGCGUUGGUGCCGUCAUUUUUCUCCCCCCCAUUCUCUUGGUCCACCCUUCUGCUCCAUUCAAGUCGAUAGGACACCAUUCUCGACCACUACAUUAGUUUUAAAAGAGCUCAAAUAUGGCCGGAAUCAACAGCAUCGAUGCGGUUAAGAGAAAAAUCAAAGUUUUACAGCAACAAGCAGAUGAAGCAGAGGAAAGAGCCGAGAUUUUGCAGAGACAGGUCGAGGAGGAGAAACGCUCAAGAGAACAGGCUGAGGCAGAGGUAGCCUCUCUGAACAGGCGUAUCCAGCUGGUUGAGGAGGAGCUGGACAGGGCUCAGGAGCGUCUGGCUACUGCCCUGCAGAAGCUCGAGGAGGCUGAGAAGGCCGCCGAUGAGAGCGAGAGAGGGAUGAAGGUGAUUGAGAACAGGGCCAUGAAGGACGAGGAGAAGAUGGAGCUGCAGGAGAUCCAGCUGAAGGAGGCCAAGCACAUCGCUGAGGAGGCUGACCGCAAGUAUGAAGAGGUUGCCCGUAAGCUGGUGAUUGUUGAGGGAGAGCUGGAGCGUACAGAGGAGAGGGCAGAGCUGUCUGAGGCCAAUGCCAGGAAUCUGGAGGAGGAGCUUAGGGGACUGCACCAAACAACAAAGAGCCUGAAGAAUUCUGAGGACCAGUACUCUCAGAAAGAGGACAAAUAUGAGGAAGAGAUCAAGAUCUUGACUGAUAAACUGAAAGAGGCUGAGACUCGUGCUGAGUUUGCCGAGAGGUCUGUGGCUAAACUGGAGAAGACUAUUGAUGACCUGGAAGAGCGAGUGGCCCAAGCUAAAGACGAGAACGUUCAGCUGCACGCCACCCUGGACCAAACCCUGCAGGACCUCAACAGCGUCUGAGCAGUCAGCAGCACAAACAUCUCAUCCUCCCCUCCUCUCCUCUCUUCCCCGCUCUCUCUCUCUCUCUCUCUCUCUCUUCCUCUCCCUCUCUCUCCCUCUCUCCCUCUUCUUCCUGUCCUCCUUGUUAUUGGGUUAUCUAAGAGACCCCCAUCGGAAACACUUAACAGUUCUCCUUCUCCCCUUGUAAUCCCCCUCUCCCACUCCUUCUCAGUUUCCUCAAUAUUUUAAAACACCCUCACCUGUCUGGGCACCAAAAAAACAAAAACAGUUUGGGGACCAAAACCACCGCUGAAGGCCUCCAACCACGUAGUUUUUCAUGUAUGUGAAGACCACUUCAGUUUUUGUUUCGUUAUCCUAUAUCUUUUGUGUACGUUUGGGCAUGAAGUGUUUUUCAUUUUAAGCGUUAUUAACACGCAAGCCAACUUCGAGAGCCACUUUUAUGAAUGUGCACAGUGCUCUUAAACUCUUUGGGGUUGUUUUUUAAACAUGAUACCAUUGUAAUGUACCUCUGGGAGAGCCGUAAAGGCAGUGCUGCUCAAGCGAGCCAACUACAAGCGAUGUUACUGCCAAAACUGGAGCGGAGAGAUGACACUCAGUGGGAGAUGGUAAUUUUUGAGGAGUAUUUCAACUGGAACAUGUCCACUGCUACAUAUAAUUACUUUAUUACAGCUUGUGUCUGUGUUCAAUGACUAACUAAAUCUCUUCUUUUUUUUAAAAAAAAACAACGACAAAUAAAGUCCAUGAUUUUUACUACCA